Trichomonas vaginalis G3 is the source of this 1098-nucleotide messenger RNA. Its product is annotated as membrane protein-related family. Gene Ontology annotation, cellular component: membrane. The transcript has a single exon. Lineage: Eukaryota; Parabasalia; Trichomonadida; Trichomonadidae. The coding region runs from base 1 to 1098 and encodes 365 amino acids. The record is from RefSeq and is a predicted model, not a curated record.
AUGGGUUCGCACGCUUUCGCCGUUACGGGCAUGCUUAUCCUUGGUACAGCUACAUCAGUCUGUAUGAAGAUUAUGCUCGGUCUCGAUGCUCCAGGUUAUAUGGGCAUCGUUCACAACUUUGAUAAACCAUUCAUGCAAUCCAUUCAAAUGUUCUUCGGUAUGGCAUUCGCCGUAUUUAUCAAUAAAUGCUGGGAUCCAGAAAAUAAGGGCCCACGUCCGAAAUCUUCAAUUCGCCAGAAAGUUAUGGCAUCUGUUCCUUCCGCUUUCGACUUAUUCGCUUCUACAUUAAUGACAUUCGGUCUUAUCUACAUUAACGUUUCUGUUUUCCAAAUGUUACGUGGUUCCAUGGUUAUCUUCUCUGCUAUCCUCUCUAUCAUCUUCCUUAAGCGCCACAUCCACGGCUACGAGUGGUUUGCCAUCACAACAACAAUCAUUGCCUUAGUUAUGAUUGGCGUUGCUGGCGUUUUCAUCCCAUCCUCCGAAUCCUCCUCUGCUCCACCAGUUUCCGCUGGCCAGAAGGUUCUUGGUUGCUUCCUUGUCAUCCUCUCACAGUUAGUUCAGGCCGGACAGAUUGUUACAGAAGAAUUCAUCCUCCGCGACAUUAACAUGCCAGCUCUCGAGAUUGUCGGCUGGGAAGGCAUCUGGGGCCUUCUUAUGAUGGUUGUCAUCGCCUGCCCAUUCGCCUACAUCUGCCCAGGCCAAGAUCCAUCACCACUCGGCAAAUCCCUUGAAAACAUCUUCGAUUCAUUCCAACAGUUAUUCAACUCUGGAUCUAUCGCUCUUGUUUCCCUCAUUUUCGUCAUCGCCGUUAUGCUUUACAACAUUUUCGGUAUGCUCGUCACAUCUGGCUCUUCCGCCAUCUUCCGUACAAUCCUUGAGGCUGCCCGUACACUCCUUAUCUGGAUCUUCAUGCUCAUCGCCUACAAGGCUAACUGGGGAUUCGGCGAAGUCUGGUGCAACUGGUCUUGGCUCGAGCUUGCUGGCUUCGCUAUCCUCAUCGUAUCUACCCUCAUGUACAACGCAAUCAUCAAGUUACCAUUCUUCACUUACCCAUCCAAGGAACAACCACUCCUUGCUGACAAGAAGAACGAGGCAUAA